This is a messenger RNA of Gregarina niphandrodes, 1311 nucleotides long. RefSeq lists its product as hypothetical. NCBI's taxonomy places the organism in Eukaryota, Apicomplexa, Conoidasida, Eugregarinorida, Gregarinidae. The coding region runs from base 1 to 1311 and encodes 436 amino acids. The record is from RefSeq and is a predicted model, not a curated record. The transcript is spliced from 2 exons.
AUGGCUACUGUGAGCGAAUCCACAAGCUCAUUAGCACAAGCACAUGAUGUGGUUGAAUGGCCGGAAGAGGUGGUUAACAAGUUUUGGGAAGUGUGUGUGUCGGUGAUGGAUUUGCGCACGGCGAAACAGCUGGAGCAGAAGUUGAGGAAGGGCACGGGAACGGAGUGUCUGAUCGAGAUAAACACGUGUUCGCACAGUCACGAAUCGUCGGUCGCGGGAAAGUCGAUAGGCGAAAAGUUAGGAGGUGAGAGAAAAUCGGAAGAAUGUUGCGGUCAUGUGAAGACUGGUGAGAUUCGAAACACGUUGACGCCGUAUUGUUACAAGAAAUUGAAAGAUGACACGUUAGGGGAGGAGUUACAGCGGAUGUGUAGUCGGAGGUUCUUUAUUGCCGAUCACAUGGGCUUGGUUGCGGAGAGUGCGAGUUCAUUGUUUGAGAAGGCUACAGAGAAACGUCAGGUGGCAUCAACGAAGGAGAAGGCGGCGUUGCAGGGGUUUUGUUUGAAGUUGGCAAUUGAGCAAGUGAUUGUUCAGAAGGUGAAGAAGUUACGCACACGCUCGGAGCAAAUGACGGUAAAAGAUGGCGGUCGUUUGGCUUACCCACAAUCUUACAAAAUAAUGUUCCCGAAGUCGCACUACAGAGAACUCAACUCCGUACCGGCAGAUAACAUGGCCGAACUUAUGGACCGAGGUUGGACCAUUGUGACCAAUUGGAUGAACUGUGAAGACCAUCCUUUGGUCUCGCGUCCCAAAAGGCAACUCAGAAAAGACAAAGCACCAGCCAUGGAAACCGUGCCCAUCCAUGACCUCAUUGCCGAAGACGUCGAGUGGCUAGACAUGCACUCACUCUUCGAAGACCAAACACCUUUCUCACCUGACCCCUGCAGAACAGAUUUUGCCCUCUGGAUCAACGCUGCAGAAAUCCCAGCCGUGCUCAAAGGAAUGUCGGCGCUCUCCCUCAAACUCACUUCAUUACCCUUCGAAAUGAACCAAAAGACACAGGCGAAACUUACCAUCAAUAAUAAUUUGUUUGUUGACAUGUACAAGGCUGGCUCGUUCUUCAGGGAUCAUGCGGACAACGACGUCGAACCGGAACGAGACAAUGGCAGGACUUUUACCUUCAUCUACAUCCUGCGAAGCCCCUGUCAAAUGCGCAUGUCUGCGUUGAACAAGACGGCCAAGGCGACCACUCUAAACCUGCAGCCGAACUCCAUGCUAAUAUUCAAAAGUAGAAGGUUCAAGUACGAAAUUCCAAAGGAAGAUCACAAACGAGUCAUGAUCUACUACUGGUGCCAUGGCAUGAACGACGUAUGA